AUGGGCGGGUUCCAGAUUGUAGAGGACCGCCCCACCCCAAAGGCCGUCUACAACGCGCGCAUCUACACCCUCGCCCUCGUAUGCUGUACGUUUGGUUUGGCACAGAAGUAUCCUUUGAAACAUGAGCUCACGCCGCCCCCAGCCUUCGGCGCUCUGACAUUCGGCUAUGAUGGUGCGUUUGUCGGGACAACCAUCGCGCGCAAGUCGUUCCAGGACGCACACGGCAUCACGCAGAUGAGCGCCGACCGCAAGCGACAGACAAUAUCCAACCUCACGUCCGUGUACCUGUCGGGCGCGUUCUUUGGCGCACUGUUCGCGUGGCCCGCGAUGGAGACGCUCGGGCGCCGGUUCCCGCUCCAGGUCGCCGCGGUCGUGUUCAACGUCGGCGCCAUCCUCAUGUUCGCGUCCGACCAUUCCCUGGCGAUGCAGUACGCCGGCCGUGUGAUCACCGGCCUCGCUGUCGGGUGCUUCACGGCGGUGAUCCCGACGUUCAUCUCCGAGCUGUCGCCUCCAGCUAUCCGCGGCCAGCUGACGGGCUUCUUCGAAAUCAUGUACCAGGCCGGCGCGCUCGUCGGUUUCUGGAUCAACUUUGGCAUCAACACGCACAUGGACGUGACGAGCACAAAGUCGUGGAAGAUCCCCAUGGCCAUCCAGCUGAUCCCUGGCGGCCUGCUGGGCAUCGGCACCUUCUUCCUCAAAGAGUCGCCCGCGUUUCUCCUCCGCAAAGGAAGGGACGAGGAGGCGCUCGCUAUCCUCACUUGGAUCCGCAAGCUCCCCUCAGACUCCCAGUACAUCCAGGAGGAGGUCGGUAUGGUCCGGUCCGUCAUGCGUGAAGAGGCGACCCUCGGAGGGGGCAAGGGGCAGGGCGGCAUCAUGGGCUACCUCCGUGGCGCGUUUGGCGAGAUUAUCCACGUCAAGAGCACGCGCCACAGGAUCAUAGUCACCUUCUUCAUGUUCCUCUUCCAGAACUUUAGCGGUGCGGUCGUCAUCAACUACUACUCGCCGACCAUCUUCAAGUCGAUCGGUAUCAGCAAUGUCGCGCUGUACACGGGCAUAUACGGUUUGAUCAAGGCUGUCGGCUCGUUCAUCUUCUUCCUGUUCAUUGUCGACAGGUCCGGCAGGCGGAAACCCUGGCUCAUCUCGGCGGCCGCGUGCACCUUGUGCCUCAUCUACCUUGGCGUCUUUGUCAAGAUCGCGCACCCGACCGACGGUGUGCCGCUGUCAAAGUCGUCCAAGGCAGGCGCCAACGCGGCCAUCUUCUUCAUCAUGACGUACUCCAUGUUCUGGUCCUUUGGCGGCAACGGCCUGCCGUGGAUCGUGAGCAGCGAGAUCUUCCCGAUCCGCCUGCGGUCCCUCACUGGCUCAUUCGCCGCCAUGUGCCAGUGGCUCGCGUCGUUUGCGUCGACCAUGGCCGCGCUCGACCUGCAACUGAAGCUAAAGUGGGGUCUGUUCAUCUUCUUCGCCGGGUGCUGCUUUGCGACAUUCGUCUUCACCUACUUUUGGGUGCCCGACACCAAGGGCAUUCCGAUCGAGUGCAUGGACGCGCUGUUCGCCGGCCCGAGCAGGCACAUGCAGUUCCGCCAGAAGAAGGUCUUCCCGCCCGACGGCAUCCCACCGUACCCCGACCGGGCGCUCAACUCGCUGUCGUAUGCGUCGUCCCUGCAGAAGCAGCACACCGAGGUGUCUGAGCACGAGUCAAAGGUUGGGGCCGAGAUUGCGUAG
This is a messenger RNA of Vanrija pseudolonga, 1722 nucleotides long. Its product is annotated as putative quinate permease. Gene Ontology annotation, biological process: transmembrane transport; carbohydrate transport. Gene Ontology annotation, molecular function: carbohydrate:proton symporter activity. The record is from RefSeq and is a predicted model, not a curated record. The coding region runs from base 1 to 1722 and encodes 573 amino acids. Gene Ontology annotation, cellular component: membrane. NCBI's taxonomy places the organism in Eukaryota, Fungi, Basidiomycota, Tremellomycetes, Trichosporonales, Trichosporonaceae. The transcript is spliced from 2 exons.